Messenger RNA from Talaromyces rugulosus, 1482 nucleotides. RefSeq lists its product as uncharacterized. The coding region runs from base 1 to 1482 and encodes 493 amino acids. The transcript has 3 exons. Lineage: Eukaryota; Fungi; Ascomycota; Eurotiomycetes; Eurotiales; Trichocomaceae. The record is from RefSeq and is a predicted model, not a curated record.
AUGCCUCGCCGGUAUAUUCUGGACGACAGCGAGUCGUCUUCCUCGGAGUUUUCCGAGACAGACAUCUCGCUCAGUAGUCCCCAUGGCCGUCGCCGCGUCAAGCGCCAGUCCUUCUCGCGCUCUCGCCAUCGAGUGAGCCCGGACUCGAAUGCCUACCUCAACCCCAACCUCAUCUCGACCGUGCGCCGCUCUGCCUCGACUGGGGGGAACAGGCGCCGCCGGGGAGGAGACGAGCCCAUGGUGAUCAUCGAUGUGAACAACGACGUCCGCAACAGACAGGACUCGCGUGACCGCCAUGAUCGCUACGAGCGCACCGACCGUCACGACCGUCAUGACCGCCACCAGCGCAUCGUUGACUUUGACGAUGACGAUAUCGAGGUCCUACGACCUCACCGUCGCAAUAGGGCUUCCAGCAAUGUUUCUGCAACGCGGACCCCAUCCCCUCGCCAGCAGCAGCGCGACUGGGAGGUCCUGAUGGACCAGCGCAUUCUCGCCCGAAAUGAUAUCCGCCAGGACUUGGAAAUCACCAAGCAGCAGCAGGAAAUCGAUCGUCUGGAGCGCCAGCUCAGUCGGCACCAGGAGAAGAAACGCUCCGAGAAAUCUGAGCGCCGUGAGUCCCAUUCUCGUCACCGCUUCGAAGAAAUCCACUACGAAGAUGACCUUGCCGAGAAGCUGCGCAAACUGGAUCGCCUAGAGAAGGUCAAGCGAAAUGAAGAAGAGCAACGUCUUGCCGAGGUCCGAGCAAAGGUCAAGAGACUUGAAGAAAUGGAGCGCAAGGCCGAAGAGGAAGAAGAGGCCAAGCGUAUUGCACAUGAAAGGCACCUGAAAGAAAUUGAAGAGCGCGAGAAUAUCAAAGCCGAGAAGGACCGUCUUAAGAAAGAGCUCCAAGACGAGGAGGCACGCAAAGCCCUCGAGGAGUCCGAACGCAAGAAGGAACUUGCCAUUCUCAAGGCACAGGCCGUCGAUGAAUGGAAGCGCGCUGAGGACUCCAAGCGACUUAAAGAAAUCAAGGAGAAGGAGCAGAAAGACAAGGAGUUUAAAGAAAGACUCAGGGCCGAGUUUGGAUACAGCGAGGAGCAGAUUGAAAAGCUACUGAACAAGGAGAAGAAAGACGAGGAAAAGAAAGACAAGAAGGAAAAGGAAAAGGAAAAGGACAAGGACGGCAAACUAGUGAUCCUAGAGCCAGAAAAGACCACAUUUAUCAAGGUGCAUAGAAAAUGGCUGUUGCCUCAAACACUGGACGCCUUCCGCCUGCCAUGGGGUUGGGAUGAACGCGACCCCAACUAUAUCAUCAUCAAGCAAUUCAUCACCGAGGAAUUCCAAGAAGAGCUCUUUUCACACUCUCGCCGCAUCCGCGAAGGCAAGCUGGUGACCGAGACAUCGACGACUCUGACCGAGCUCAAGGUCAAUGAUCACAAGAAGGAUAAGAUGUAUCUCGUCCGAAAGAAGAAUCCUUCUGGGAAAGCUUGGAUUUUCACUUGA